Messenger RNA from Colletotrichum lupini, 1569 nucleotides. RefSeq lists its product as uncharacterized. Gene Ontology annotation, molecular function: zinc ion binding; RNA polymerase II cis-regulatory region sequence-specific DNA binding; DNA-binding transcription factor activity, RNA polymerase II-specific. NCBI's taxonomy places the organism in Eukaryota, Fungi, Ascomycota, Sordariomycetes, Glomerellales, Glomerellaceae. Gene Ontology annotation, cellular component: nucleus. Bases 1 to 1569 code for a protein of 522 amino acids. The transcript has 4 exons. The record is from RefSeq and is a predicted model, not a curated record. Gene Ontology annotation, biological process: DNA-templated transcription; positive regulation of transcription from RNA polymerase II promoter by galactose.
AUGCCCCGGCCGCCGGUACGCCCCGAAGACCGAAAAAGGUCCACCAGGGCCUGCACGGCGUGCCGAGCGACCAAGAAGCGAUGCGACGCAGCCCAGCCAUGUCGACCAUGCGUCAAACGCGGAGUAGGCUCGUCCUGCACCUAUUCUCAACAUGUCAGGGCUCGUCGCGCACCGCCGAAUCAAUCUUCGGCCGCUUCAGGGACUCGGCAGCGUGAUCAGGUGUCCCCUUUACUCUUUCAACGGCAAGAAUCAUCUUUGCAAGAUGAGAACGAGACCGCAGCCUCGUCAACGUCCGGCAAGACGGUCACGCCGCCUGGUCCGCGCCCGGUGAUGAUGUACACCUGUAGUGGAGAAAAAGUAUUCGUCGGAAAUGCGUCAGCCAUUGCGUUCUUACAAUACCUGCGAGGAAGCUUGCGUAUCCUUGGUCCAGGGUUCACGAUUAGUCAGGGAUGUCACCGCAUGUUCGAGGCACAAGUUCCUGUGCAGCAGACCGAUGACUUCUCAGAUGACAUUGAAAACGCUGAGAGAAAAACCCUGGUUCAACGCUACCUUGACGCCUCUAGUGGACUCCUUGAUUUGUUCGAUGAAUCAAAUAUCGAAGAACUUAUCAUUCUGGCCCAGGAACCGUGUACGGAGUCUCAAAGGUCCAACUCUACUUUCAAUUCAGGGAGGCUUCUGUGCCUCUACAUGAUGGUUGCGAUUGGUGCCCAAUGUCGUGGUCAGAUAGGAGAUGCACCCAAAGCUUUUCGUUACUUCUCAGAAGCACGCAAGCUGUCGUUCGAAGGAAUGUUGAGCGAUCCCACACUGAACACCGCUCGCGGCUUUGUGUUAAUGGCCUUCUAUAUGUUUGGCGCUUGUCGUCGCAACUCUGCGUUUAUGUACCUUGGGGUUGCCACAAAGGCGGCGUCGGUUAUGGGCUUGCACAUGGCAGAGCAGUUUCAGUCUCUUUCGGAGAGCGAGCGAAGUCUGAGGUCUCGGGUCGAUAAGAGCAUACGACUUUUUGACGUUGUGUGUAGCUCAAUCCUCGGAAGACCAACAAGUGUAGCACCUUGCCGACUGAGAAGAAGCGUAAAGCUUCAUGAGAACCGACAUCGAAAUCUGUCAGUAGACGCGGCAUGCACAUUUGCCACAAUUCUGAACAGGAUCGUCGACACUCUAACCGAAGAAUCUGAGUUGGGCAUGAUCAGAGCACAACAAUUCCUCGAUGAAAUUAGACAUUGGAGUAAGGACCUGCCAACAGCUUUGCGCCAACGUCCAAAGAGAGGAACCGCCCACUCUCAUCAUUCUCAAAACCGAGAGAUAGCUAUUGGAAAUAUCCACGUCGCAUGUACCUACUACUUUGGCAUUAUCCUGACAACUCGCGAGUUUUUAAUCCACCAUAUCAUGCCGCGAAUCAACAAAGACACGUCACUCAUGGACGACCACGAUGAUGAAGGAGGGGGAGAAGAUGAGAAGAGUGUUGCUGAACUAUCUGAUGCCUGUGUGGAUGCUGCUGUGUUCAUGGCCGAGAUGUGUGCUGACGCUCUGGACUCGCGCACAAUCAUGGGCAACAUGUGUAUACUGAAGUAA